CGAGAGACUGAACACUUCCUGUGUUUUGAAGACUUGCAGGCAGACAGAUGAUUGAGUAAAUCCUAUUCGCAAUGAUGCAUACGCGCUUUAUCAAUUGUACUUAUACAUACUUAGGAGAGCCAUUGCAUUUAUUUGGACUGUGAAUCAACUUUAAGGUCGGUUUCCUUACAGUUUGCGAGGAGUGAUGAAUAACUAUGUGUUCAUCAGAGUGGUGGGGAAAGGGAGCUAUGGAGAAGUGAACUUGGUGAAACACAGAGCAGAUCGGAAACAGUACGUCAUCAAGAAGUUGAACCUGACCAAGUCCACCAAGCGGGAGAGGCGUGCCGCGGAGCAGGAGGCCAAGCUGCUGUCCCAGCUGCGGCACCCCAACAUCGUGACCUACCGGGAGUCCUGGGAGGGCGAGGACUGCCAGCUAUACAUCGUCAUGGGCUUCUGUGAGGGCGGGGACCUCUACCACAGACUCAAGCAGCAGAAGGGGGACCUCCUACCUGAGAGGCAGGUGGUGGAGUGGUUUGUCCAGAUUGCCAUGGCACUCCAGUAUCUGCAUGAGAAGCACAUCCUUCACCGGGACCUUAAGACCCAGAACAUCUUCCUGACCAAGACCAACAUCAUCAAGGUGGGAGACCUGGGCAUCGCGAGGGUCCUGGAGAACCAGAACGACAUGGCCAGCACCCUGAUCGGAACGCCGUACUACAUGAGCCCUGAGCUCUUCUCCAAUAAACCCUAUAAUCACAAGUCAGAUGUAUGGGCAUUGGGAUGCUGUGUGUAUGAAAUGUCGACGCUGAAGCACGCCUUCAAUGCCAAGGAUAUGAACUCGCUGGUUUACCGCAUUGUCCAAGGGAAGCUGCCUCAGAUGCCGGGUCAGUACGACCCCCUCCUGGGCGAGCUGAUCAGGAGCAUGCUGUGCAAGAGGCCGGAGGAGCGUCCCGAUGUGAAGCUCAUCCUCAGAGAGCCCUACAUCAAGAGGCAGAUCGCCAUGUUCCUGGAGGCCACCAAGGAGAAAACCGCCAAGUCCAGAAGGAAGGCUGUGGAUGGGGCCGGUGACGCCGCUGGCAGCAGGGCAGGGUCAGGUGUCUCCCCUCAGCCAAAGAGACCGCCACAGAGCCCCCCCGGCCCACCCCUCCCCCGGCCCCCUAGGAGGGACGGCGAUCAGAACGGCCACGCCCCCACUCCCCCAGCCCGGUCCCCUUCGCCUGACCCCGCCCCCGAAGCCAGCUCCUUCUCCAGCAGUCUGGCGACCGUCAGCAGCAUCACUAUUGAUAUUGAACCAGUGGAGCAGCAGCAGCCGCCGGGCCGAGGGGAGGGGCCGGCGGAGAGCCCAGCCCAGCGGCCCCCUUCGGCAGUGUCCGGCCCCCCCAAUGCACCCCGACCCGGCCCCCACGCGGCCCCCAGGGACCGCAAGCACAAGAGGAAACCAGAGCCGUCCCGGCGGGGGGAAGGGGAGGAGGAGGGACGGAGCAGGGGGUCGCCCGGCCCCUCGCACGCGGUGGAGGCCCAAAGCGAUAAGCCACCGCCCUCGGCUGCAGAUGACAUGGACGACACCAUGGAGCUACUGAAAGAAUCGGCGUUGGAGAACCCCCCGCUGGGUCCGAGCGCGGCUCUGAGCGCUGCGGGGGUCCACAGCUCUGCAGACGAAGAGAAGGAAGCGGCGGAAAACCCCUCCAAUGGCCAAGAGAUCCUAGAAUCAACUGAAAAGCUACUGGAGCCAUUUCCAGCCAUUGCAGCUAUGUUAGGUGGGAAGAACACAACCAACCUCAAGAGACACUUGAAGGCGCACCACCCUGAUAUUUUUGACAAGGAACAACAUGAAGACCCAAGCCCAUCCUCACAUCCAGUAUCUGGGUGGGACGGACGCUGCGCUCCGGGGCUCGUGGGUCCUCACCUCUCCUUGGAGCCCUCCAUGUCCCAGCAGCACAGACAGAGGGAAGACGGACGCAUGCUCGUGGAUCAGCUCAAGUCCAGGGGGCUCUCUGCCCGGCCGCUGCCCCCCCCUCCGGCCCAGACCCCAGUGGGGGACCGGAGGAAGAGGAGCAGGGUGAGCACAGAGAAGAAGAAGACCCCCACGGCCACCUCCUCGUCGUCCUCCACUAGUCCCUCCGGUGGUGGACUACUGGCACUUCCACAGGCGCCCCCUCUGUCGGCCAGAGAGAGAAGAAGGCUGAGGCAGUCCCAGGAACAGGCCAUCCAGCCAGUAGUCCAUGCUGUGAGACGGGCGUCCUACGACGUCACAACCUAUCAGAGCAGGCAGCAGGAUGUCCGAGCCUGCAGAUCGGUCUCUGAGUGCGGCGACCCGCUCGGUCAGAACGAGCGUCUACAUGACCAGCGGUCAGAGGAGGACGACUGCAGCUCGUCCACAAGCUCCACAGAGCGCUCUGAGGGCGAUGGCAGAGAAGGGAAGACUGAAUCUACCGACAUGCAUGAUCUGGUUCAGAUGAUGACGCAGACAUUACGAAUGGAUGGCCGAGAACGUGUUAACGACAUCAUGUGUGAAAGCACUGCCUUGCCAGAGUUUAAACUCAACAGGAAGUACAGGGACACGCUGGUGCUUCACGGGAAGGCUUGGGACCAAACCGACUUUCCACUCAAUGAUUUACCGUCGGGCACCACCUCAGGGCCGGCAAAGAUUCGGAGGGCCAUCGAGUACCUGAGGACGGAUGUUGUGAAGGGCCUGGGGGUCAAGUUGUUGGACAAAGUCCUGGAGCUCAUGGAUGAGGAGGAUGACCACAAACGACAAGUGUGCCUUCGCGAACAAAUGGGAGAAGAGAAGUACCUAGCCUAUGCUGUGAUGGUGAGGCAGCUGAAGUUCUUUGAAGACAUUUCCUUCAAGGGAUGAAAAACAAAAUCUAUCCAUGUCUAACCUAAGAUGAUGUUGUGUAGUUGUUCCUAUGUUCAAGAUGUGUAACUGUUAUCUAAUAUUUUUUUUAAUUGUAUCCCAUUUUUUGCACAACUUCUGAGAUAUGUUUAGUAUUAUAACUAUGCAACGAUUAUGAAUCUUUCGAUUGUUUUUGGUAGAGUGUCAACUUCAGCAAUAUGUGCUACUAUAAAGUUUAGAAUUUUAUAAUUAAGGCUGGAAUGCAAGCUAUUGUCCGAAUGCUUUACCUUUUAAUGAAGGGCAUAGAUCACGUUUGUGCUGCUUUUCAAGUUAUGUAGGUGUUCUGUGAUUAUCUACAAGUCUCACAAGAGUCUCAAAUAAACUUUAGGAAUUUGUUACCUU
Molecule: messenger RNA, 3214 nt
Organism: Gadus morhua (Atlantic cod)
Lineage: Eukaryota; Metazoa; Chordata; Actinopteri; Gadiformes; Gadidae
Gene: nek4
Product: NIMA-related kinase 4
Exons: 17
Coding region: 185-2833 (882 amino acids)
Biological process (GO): protein phosphorylation
Molecular function (GO): ATP binding; protein kinase activity
Source: RefSeq, a predicted model, not a curated record